Exserohilum turcica Et28A is the source of this 1716-nucleotide messenger RNA. RefSeq lists its product as uncharacterized. NCBI's taxonomy places the organism in Eukaryota, Fungi, Ascomycota, Dothideomycetes, Pleosporales, Pleosporaceae. Bases 1 to 1716 code for a protein of 571 amino acids. The transcript is spliced from 2 exons. Gene Ontology annotation, molecular function: methyltransferase activity. Gene Ontology annotation, cellular component: nucleolus. The record is from RefSeq and is a predicted model, not a curated record. Gene Ontology annotation, biological process: rRNA base methylation.
AUGUCUCUCUACUACGAGGCCGCGGCCAUUCUCGCCAAUUCCGACAAUGUCGGCGGGUCGCUCAAGUCCCGGAUAUACAACAAGAAAGAUUUGAAGAGCACGCCGGGACAGCUCUUUGCUCUCGUUGCCGAAACGUCGAAAUGGUCGGUGGUGCUGAAGGAUGUGAUUGACAAGUGCAAGCUGCUUGCAGAAGAGAAGAAAUUGACUCCAAUCCUUGCUCUCUUGCUUGCGCAUGAUCUACUCCUCGCGAAGAAUGGCGUCGCGGCACCAGCCAACCAUGUCCUCAAGCUCGCCAUCACCCGACACAAAGCCCGUUUGAGCGCCGAGCUGACCAAAUCUCGUAUACGAUACGGCUAUGCCACUCUGGAUGCUUUCAAAGAGGCUGUGAAUGACGGUAGGCUGGACAAAGAAGAGGGCGACGUUCCAAAGAGCCGACAUCCCCGAUGGGUACGCGUAAAUACAAUCAAGACGACACUGCAGGAACAGCUUGCAACGACCUUUUCUGGAUAUACAAAGACGGGACGCCUAGAGGAUGUCCUUGCGGCGCCCAAGAACUCAAAAGUCUUCUACGAAGACCCCAAUAUCCCCAACCUGCUCGCGCUGCCCUCUAGGAUUGAUCUCAGCAGAGUGGCUGCCUACCUAAAGGGCCAGAUCAUAUUCCAGGACAAAGCGUCAUGUUUUCCAGCGUACUUACUGAACCCUAACCCGGACGAUGGCGAUGUCAUUGAUGCCACUGCGGCGCCAGGAAAUAAAACCACUCACCUGGCGGCCAUUGUGUCGGAAAGAAAACAGGAAGGCGAGGAUCAAAAAGUCAUCGCUUUCGAGCGCGACAAAGGCAGAACUUUUACCUUGCAAAAGAUGGUCAAGUUGGCAUCGGCGGACAGCAUUGUCCAUGUAAAAGGCAACAGCGACUUCAUCGCCGCUAAGCCCGGGUCAGACGAGUACGCCAACGUUGGUGCUAUACUUCUUGACCCAAGUUGCUCUGGUACUGGUAUUGUGGGACGCGACGACGCGAUCAAAAUGCAUCUUCCCGAGUUGCCUAGCGCUCAAGCAACACUGCAAAAGCCCGAGAAAGGGAAGAAGCGGAAAAGAGGGGACGAAUCAGCAAAAAGCGAUGCCCAGCCAAUGCUCAACCUGGACAUGGACGACUCAGCACCUGAAGAGACACCGAUGGAUGGCAAGUUGACAGAACGACUGGCGGCCUUGUCGGGUUUCCAACUCCAUAUCCUCACUCACGCUAUGCGAUUCGAGAGCGCACAUAAAAUAACCUACUCUACGUGCUCAAUUCACUUCGAGGAAAACGAAGGCGUUGUCUUUCAGGCGUUGGCAUCGACAGUUGCAAAAGAGCGGGGCUGGAAGAUUCUCAAAAGGGAUCAACAAGUGGACGGUCUGCAGAAGUGGCAUAGAAGAGGCAUCUGGGAAGACGACAAGUUUGAUGAUGAGUUGGACGAGUCUGUCAAGAACGAUAUAUUGGAGGCGUGCAUUCGUUGCGACAAGGGUACUGAAGAAGGUACAAUGGGUUUCUUCGUGGCUGGAUUUGUUCGCGAAGGCGACCUGGACUCGGCGCAAGUCACCAAAGUUGCAGUCCCUGAGGAUGAGGAAUGGGGUGGCUUCAGUGACCACGAUAAGGCUGAAGAGGUAAAUCAGGCAAAAGUGCUGAUACCCAAAGACACAGGAAGUCACAAGAAAAAGAAGCGCAAACACAGCAAGAAGUAA